Solanum stenotomum is the source of this 2766-nucleotide messenger RNA. Its product is annotated as pyrophosphate-energized vacuolar membrane proton pump. NCBI's taxonomy places the organism in Eukaryota, Viridiplantae, Streptophyta, Magnoliopsida, Solanales, Solanaceae. Bases 108 to 2405 code for a protein of 765 amino acids. Gene Ontology annotation, biological process: proton transmembrane transport. Gene Ontology annotation, molecular function: diphosphate hydrolysis-driven proton transmembrane transporter activity; inorganic diphosphate phosphatase activity. The transcript is spliced from 8 exons. Gene Ontology annotation, cellular component: membrane. The record is from RefSeq and is a predicted model, not a curated record.
GUGAAACCUCACAAGUUUUUCAUUUAACCUUCUCUCUAUUUUUUCUUUAUUUUUAUUGGCCGGAGCUCCGGUAGUCUGCCGGUCGGAGUUUAUUUUUGUCGGCGAAGAUGGGAGUGACUAUUUUAACAGAUCUCGGAAUGGAGAUUUUGAUUCCGAUAUGUGCCGUUAUCGGCAUCGCUUUCUCGCUCUUCCAGUGGUAUCUCGUCUCCAAAGUUACGGUCGGUACUGAUAAGCCUCAUUCCUCCGGCGACGAUAAGAAUGGAUAUACUGAAUCUCUCAUUGAAGAAGAAGAAGGCAUCAAUGACCAUAACGUUGUUCAAAAAUGCGCUGAAAUUCAAAACGCUAUUUCUGAAGGAGCAACCUCAUUUCUCUUUACAAUGUACCAGUAUGUUGGUGUUUUCAUGGUUGCUUUUGCAAUUUUAAUCUUCGUUUUCCUCGGCUCUGUUGAGGGAUUCAGCACAAAGGACCAGCCUUGCACAUAUGACAGCACCAAAACUUGCAAGCCAGCUCUUGCAACUGCUGUCUUCAGCACCGUAUCGUUUCUGCUUGGUGCUGUUACCUCUGUGGUGUCCGGGUUCCUUGGAAUGAAAAUCGCCACAUAUGCAAAUGCCAGAACUACCUUGGAGGCUAGAAAAGGUGUCGGGAAGGCUUUUAUUGUUGCAUUCAGAUCUGGUGCUGUGAUGGGUUUCCUUCUUGCUGCAAACGGUCUUUUGGUUUUAUUCAUAACAAUCCUUCUAUUUAAGAUGUACUACGGUGAUGACUGGGAAGGUCUAUUUGAGGCUAUAACUGGUUAUGGUCUUGGUGGAUCUUCAAUGGCCCUCUUUGGUAGAGUUGGUGGAGGGAUUUACACCAAAGCAGCAGAUGUUGGAGCUGAUCUUGUGGGCAAGGUGGAGAGGAACAUCCCUGAAGAUGAUCCUAGAAACCCAGCGGUGAUUGCUGACAAUGUUGGAGACAAUGUCGGAGAUAUUGCUGGUAUGGGAUCAGAUCUGUUUGGAUCUUAUGCAGAGUCAUCCUGUGCGGCUCUUGUUGUUGCUUCAAUCUCCUCCUUCGGUGUCAAUCAUGAGCUUACUGCCAUGCUAUAUCCCCUUCUCAUCAGCUCUGUCGGCAUCCUUGUCUGUUUGCUUACCACCUUAUUUGCAACUGAUUUCUUUGAAGUCAAGGCUGUUAAGGAAAUUGAGCCAGCAUUGAAGAAGCAACUCAUUAUCUCAACUGCUCUCAUGACUAUUGGGAUUGCUUUUGUUAGUUGGAUUGCCCUUCCAUCGACCUUCACAAUAUUCAAUUUCGGAGUUCAGAAAGAAGUAAAGAACUGGCAAUUGUUCUUGUGUGUUGGAGUUGGUUUGUGGGCUGGACUCAUUAUUGGGUUUGUCACUGAGUACUAUACCAGCAAUGCUUACAGCCCCGUCCAAGAUGUUGCUGAUUCAUGCCGUACUGGUGCUGCCACCAAUGUCAUCUUUGGCCUUGCCUUGGGUUACAAAUCUGUCAUCAUUCCCAUUUUUGCCAUUGCAAUCAGUAUAUUUGUUAGCUUCAGCUUUGCUGCAAUGUACGGCAUUGCAGUUGCUGCCCUUGGAAUGCUGAGUACUAUUGCCACUGGUUUGGCAAUUGAUGCAUAUGGUCCCAUUAGUGAUAAUGCAGGAGGUAUUGCUGAGAUGGCUGGAAUGAGCCACAGAAUCAGAGAGAGAACUGAUGCACUUGAUGCUGCAGGAAACACCACUGCUGCUAUUGGAAAGGGAUUUGCUAUUGGUUCUGCUGCACUCGUGUCUCUUGCCCUCUUUGGUGCGUUUGUCAGCCGAGCAGCAAUUUCCACUGUAGAUGUCUUGACACCUAAAGUCUUCAUUGGUUUGCUAGUCGGUGCAAUGCUUCCUUACUGGUUCUCCGCCAUGACAAUGAAGAGUGUUGGAAGCGCUGCUCUUAAGAUGGUUGAGGAAGUGCGCAGGCAAUUCAACACCAUCCCUGGUCUCAUGGAAGGAACUGCCAAGCCUGACUAUGCCACCUGUGUCAAGAUCUCCACAGAUGCAUCAAUCAAGGAGAUGAUUCCACCUGGUGCUCUUGUCAUGCUCACUCCAUUGAUUGUUGGGAUCUUGUUUGGCGUCGAAACACUUUCUGGUGUUCUUGCAGGAUCUCUCGUCUCUGGUGUACAGAUUGCCAUUUCUGCAUCCAACACCGGUGGUGCCUGGGACAACGCUAAGAAGUACAUCGAGGCUGGAGCCUCAGAACAUGCAAGGACUCUUGGCCCCAAGGGAUCUGAUGCACACAAAGCUGCUGUAAUUGGUGACACUGUUGGUGACCCUCUCAAGGACACAUCUGGACCAUCAUUGAACAUUCUUAUCAAGCUGAUGGCUGUGGAGUCCCUUGUGUUUGCUCCCUUCUUUGCCACCCACGGUGGUCUUCUCUUCAAGUUGUUUUAAAAAGCAAAUGCAACCAACUCCUAUGUCACAUGACUGUAUCAUGAAUCUAUUGUUCCUCUUUUCUCUUCCCCCAUAUUUCACAUUCAAACUUCCUUUCAAGCAUUUUUCGUGUUUUUAGUAGCUAGAAUGUGGGGAUUAGCAUAUGGUGUUAGGCUUUGGAGGGAGAUUAUUCACGAGAAUGCGCGUUGUGAUGAUGGUAAGGGUGAAGUGAUUUUGCAGAGUUCAGAAACAUCAAAUGUUCUUUCCUAGAGUAAUUGUAUCAGUUUUUUUUCUCUCUUAAUACCUUCUUGUCUUUGCCAUUUUUGGGUGUUCAAUUUUUGAAGACUUACUAAGCUUUAUGUGCAUUUGCCUUUUCUUUCUC